Messenger RNA from Moneuplotes crassus, 466 nucleotides. Lineage: Eukaryota; Ciliophora; Spirotrichea; Euplotida; Euplotidae. The record is from the annotation of a GenBank genome assembly.
AUGGAAAAGUCUAAGAAAGCUACCAGGCUCAGUGCCUACGACGCCAUGGUGCCUCAACACCGCCCAGACACUCCUCCCGAAACCAGAGAACACAUCGAGUGGACUUCCCGAGUGCUCAUGGAUCACCAAGUAACUUCUUUGAAGGCUAAGCAGGUGUUGUCGAGUGUAAAGAAGACGAAGCGCAAAAUGACACACGACAUUGCUGAAGCAGAGAAGGUCAUUGCCAAGUGGGAUAACUACAACUCCAAUCUUAAGAAGGCUUGUACCAGCCUUAACCAAAGAGUAGUUGUUGCUGAAAAAGAGGACCAAGAUCUUAAGGAGAAGUUUUAUGCUGAAAUGAUCAAAAGACUUCACUACAGAAGUCCGACUAAGUGCUCCAUUGUGAAGAGAAGGCCUAAAUUUGCUUUAAGCACAAAGAAAACUAGCAAAAGUUUUGCUAAUUAAUAGCGGUUAUUAGUAAUAUAGC